AUGAAAUCGUUUCUCACCAAGCAGGCAUGCGAGCCAAACCCGCAACCGAAACGGAAGCUCAGUCCGGAUCUCGAGCUCGACCCGGACAGCAACGACGACUCGACCGAAGUCAAGCUCGCUCUCUUGUCGUCGGUCUAUCCCGCCUUGGCGCCAGAGACCCUGUUGGACAUCCUCCUCGCUCACGAUGGAUCGGUGAGUCAAGCCUCUGCGGCGCUCCGGGCUAACACGCAGCGGCAGCGGCAGCGAGAUAGGAGGCCCGCCGCCAUUGGCAGUCAGCCGUCGCUGAAGCAGUACGCCUCGCCCGGAGACGCCGCGUCGCCAUCCAACAAGAAGAUGAAGGCGAGGAAGGGGAGCACGCUGCACUUGUACGACCCCGACGAUGUGGCGGAGCACACGCCCUGCACGAUAAUACACCACUUCCUGCCAGCCGAGGAUGCUAAAGACUUGCUCAAGGAGCUCUUGGAGGAAGCCAGAUCUUUUGAACAGAUUACGUUUAAGCUGUUCGACAAUGUGGUGUCCAGCCCUCAUACUUCAGCCUUCUUUGUGGACAGCAGCGAAGAAUUGACGGCCCAGAAAUCGGAAUACUACUACAACGGGUCACAAUUGACGGACGUUCGCCGCAUCACACCGCAGCUAGCAAAAGUGAAACCCCUCGUACGAGACGCUGUCAACGAACAGAUCCAGCUCCGAAUCAAGACGCGGUAUCCCGGUGGCAAAAAGCUGAAGCAUCAAUCGUCGGAUGCGUGGAUGCCGAACUCGGCCUUUGUCAACUGCUACAGCGGCGCGCAGCAGGGCGUCGGGUGGCACAGCGACCAGCUCACGUACCUGGGCCCCAGGGCCGUGAUUGGAUCCAUCUCCCUGGGCGUGGCACGCGAGUUUCGCGUCCGAAGAGUCGUGGCCCGGGACGGCGGCGACACAAGCUCGGCGGCGGAGUCGGACGCCGAGGGCCAAAUCUCCAUACACCUGCCGCACAACUCGCUUCUCGUCAUGCACGCCGAAAUGCAGGAGGAGUGGAAGCACUGCGUCCCGCCGGCGCUGUCCAUCGACCCGCACCCGGUGGCGGGAAACAGACGCAUCAACAUUACGUACCGGGACUACAGGCAUCGGUUCCAUCCCAGGCACACGCCGCGGUGCGGGUGCGACGUCCCCUGCGUUUUGAGGGUGGUGCAGAAGAAGAAGAAGAGUCUGGGAAGGUACUUUUGGAUGUGCCACGCAGGAAACGUGCCCGGGAAGAAGGGCUGCUCGUUUUUCCAAUGGGCCGACUUUGACGAUGAGGGGAACCCGGUUCUCGACCCGGGAGGCGAGACGGGACGAGGCGGUCAGCAAGAGGCUUCGGUGGAAUGA
Molecule: messenger RNA, 1344 nt
Organism: Ustilaginoidea virens
Lineage: Eukaryota; Fungi; Ascomycota; Sordariomycetes; Hypocreales; Clavicipitaceae
Exons: 2
Coding region: 1-1344 (447 amino acids)
Biological process (GO): DNA repair; DNA alkylation repair
Cellular component (GO): nucleus
Molecular function (GO): dioxygenase activity; zinc ion binding; ubiquitin binding
Source: RefSeq, a predicted model, not a curated record